This is a messenger RNA of Candidula unifasciata, 948 nucleotides long. Lineage: Eukaryota; Metazoa; Mollusca; Gastropoda; Stylommatophora; Geomitridae. The record is from the annotation of a GenBank genome assembly.
AUGACCGCCAGAUGUUUGUUGUAUUGCUCCUGUACAGCCGAUGUUACGUGGACUGUGAAGAACGGCAACGCCAUCAAAGUAACAGAAGCCAAGCAUCGUGCUGGCGGUGGUGGUAGUGGUGUUGGUGGUGGUGGUAGUGGGGUUGGUAGUGCGGUUGAUGGUGGUGGUGGUAGUGGUGUUGGUAGUGGUGUUGGUGGUAGUGGUGGUAGUGGUGGAAGUGGUGGUGGUAGUGGUGGUGUUAGUGGUGGUGGUAGUGGUGGAGGUAGUGGUGGUGGUAGUGGUGGUGGUAGUGGUAGUGGUGGUGGUAGUGGUGGAGGUAGUGGUGGUGGUAGUGGUAGUGGUGGUGGUAGUGGUGGUGGUAGUGGUGGUGGUAGUGGUGGAGGUAGUGGUGGUGGUAGUGGUAGUGGUGGUGGUAGUGGUGGAGGUAGUGGUGGUGGUAGUGGUGGUGGUAGUGGUGGAGGUAGUGGUAGUGGUGGUGGUAGUGGUGGAGGUAGUGGUGGUGGUAGUGGUGGUGGUAGUGGUGGUGGUAGUGGUGGUGGUAGUGGUAGUGGUGGUGGUAGUGGUGGUGGUAGUGGUGGUGGUGGUGGUAGUGGUGGAGGUAGUGGUGGUGGUAGUGGUAGUGGUGGUGGUAGUGGUGGUGGUAGUGGUGGUGGUAGUGGUGGUGGUAGUGGUAGUGGUGGUGGUAGUGGUGGUGGUAGUGGUGGUGGUAGUGGUAGUGGUGAUGGUAGUGGUGGUGGUGGAGGUAGUGGUAGUGGUGGUGGUAGUGGUGGUGGUAGUGGUGGUGGUAGUGGUGCUGGUUGUAGUGGUGAUGGUGGUGGUAGUGGUGGUAGUGGUGGUGGUAGUGGUGGUGGUAGGGGUAGUGGUAGUGGUAGUGGUGGUUGUAGUAGUCUACGUCUUUCGUCUGUCUGCAGGAUGGCUGCCUCGUCUGUUAUUUCUAACAUUCCAUGA